AACCCUUUAAUUGUAAGAAAGUCAAAGGUGAAAUAAUAGAUAUGAGAAUGAGCCCCUCGCCCCUCUGGAAAUAGACCUGCUAUCUAGCCUACAUAGUGUGAAGUGUGUUCAGCAGCUCUGCUAUUCCUGGACCUGAACAGCAACAGAACAGCGCGAGGAGCACUGCAGGAGCGCUGAUCCGAGUCCUCGUGGCGUUCUAUUUCCCGCGUUACAAACAUUAAAAACUGGAUAUAUAUUUGACAAACAGGGCUUUCUCCCUGGGUGCUGCUGUCUUCUGGACUCAUCUUCAUCUUCAGUUAUGCUCGGACUCUUCAGGCCCCAUUGAACAUGUCAUCUUCAUAUGCUGCCGCUAUAUCGGCUCUCCUUACAGCCAGCUCUUCUGAUCUAACCGUCAAACCCAGUCCUCACCCCUCCCCACGCCCAGCAGGGGGUCCUAAAGCUUCCCCAAAGCCUGCCCACAGCCCUCCAGCAGUACAGAAACAACCUCAUUCCCCUGAGCCUCUGAAAUGUUUCGAUGAGCAACAGGAGAAUCCAGAAGACUACGGCAUCGGUGGUUACUACCAUGUAGAGAUUGGAGAUAUUUUUGUUGACCGUUACCAAGUGGUAAAAAAGUUGGGAUGGGGCCACUUCUCUACUGUAUGGCUGUGCUGGGAUAUGGUGAACGGGCGUUUUGUGGCUCUGAAGGUAGUGAAGAGUGCUCAAACUUUCACAGAGACGGCACUGGAUGAGAUCAAACUCCUGAAAUGUGUAAGGGACAUUGACCCCAAAGAUCCAAACCGUGAGACCAUCGUGCAUCUCAUCGAUGACUUCAGGAUCACUACAGCAAAUGGAGAGCAUGUGUGCAUGGUUCUGGAGGUGCUGGGCCACCAGGUGCUGCGGUGGAUCGUCAAAUCGAACUACACUGGCCUCCCACUGCCCUGUGUGAAGAGCAUCCUCAGACAGGUUCUGCAGGGUUUAGAUUACUUGCACACUAAAUGCAAGAUCAUCCACACAGACAUCAAGCCUGAAAACAUCCUGCUGAGGGUGGAUGAGGUUUACAUUCAGAACCUGGCAGCAAACACUAAGCUGUGGCAGAUGCCAGUGUGCUCUGCUUUCACCAGCGCCACAGCGAACACAAGGUCCAGAGAAAAACAGAGUUUGUCCAACAUGUUUGGGAAGCUGACCGGGGUUUUCCACACUAUUGGGGAGUGGUCCAGCAAGGUCUCCAGGAUCCCCAUUAAGCGACUGACAAGAAAAGACAGGAGUCGACGAGGACAGGAAAACCCAUCCGAGCAAAAAAGAAAAGAAAACCUUCACGUUUCCUUUUCUGACGAGACUACUCCACCCACCACACCUCGCUCCACCUGUCCCUCUAAGCUCACAGCGGGUCCUAACUUCACGUUGAGGCGGCAGACGCUGCUGUUCGAAGACGGACCGGACUCGGCGCCACGCAACAACAGAGAGUCCAUCUGCUCGUGGCCGGACCUCAACACACAGGCCCCCGUCUCUGGCUCCAGAUCAGACUUAUUUCAUCAGGCUGCUGACAAAGAGCCGCCUCCUCCUUCAUCUUCCUCUCCUCGAGGUGACUCGGAUGUACUUUUGGACCUACUAAAGCCCAAGAAUGCUGAAAAAAUCCUCAUCAAGAUUGCGGACCUGGGCAAUGCCUGUUGGGUGCACAAACACUUCACUGAAGACAUCCAGACGUGUCAGUACCGCUCUGCGGAGGUUCUGAUCGGGGCUGAUUACAACACACCGUCUGACAUCUGGAGCACCGCCUGCAUGGCUUUCGAGCUGGCCACAGGGGACUAUCUGUUCGAUCCGCAAUCAGGAGCCACAUUCUCCCGCGAGGAAGAUCACAUUGCCCACAUCAUUGAGCUGCUGGGAUCCCUCCCAUCCCAGUUUGCACUGUCAGGGAGAAAUUCCAAACGAUUCUUCAACCGUAAAGGACAACUGCGACACAUCUCCAAGCUGAAGUCGUGGAGUUUGUUGGAGAUCCUGCUGGAUAAAUACGAGUGGCCGCGGGAGGAAGCCGUGCAGUUCAGCUCGUUCCUCGUGACCAUGUUGGAGCUGCUGCCGGAGAAAAGAGCCACAGCCGCCCAGUGUCUGAAACACCCCUGGAUCUCCUUCUAGCCCUGACUUGUUCAACGCCCAGUGGACUAGCUGACAUGGGACUUGGACAACUGUUGGAUGAACAGCAGUCUGGUGCUGGCAUCACGAGCACAGCUUUAUAGAUAUUUAUUACAUUCAUUUUGUAACCUUUUCGCAAUCAGCUUCCUUUGUCUUUUAGUAUUUUAAAGGGGCCCUAUUAUGAUAAUUUUCAGGUUUAAAUUUGUAUGUUGUGCCUCUACUGUGACCUGUUCACAUGCUUUAAUGUUCAAAAAGCUCUUUAUUUUGCUGCAGCACCUCUUUUCACCCUCUGUCUGAAACCAGAGCCCAGUCUGCUCUGAUUGGUUAGCUGGCCGGCUCCGUUGGGAUUGGUUAACCGCUUAGAGAUGUCCCGCUUCUUAGCCUAUCACAUACACUGUGCUGGAGCACUAGCUAAUAUAAGUGCAGUGUUGCAUAGUUAUGUCACUAUGUUCAAGUCCAAAGGAGGCGUUUCUGGCAGUGUGGCAGGGAACUUUGGGAUUUUAGCCUUUGCAGACCAUUUACAUGCACAAGAACCUAUUUAACACACGACUACAGGAAAGGAAAACAACCCAAAAAGCACAGUAGGGCCUCUUUAAAUGUCCGUCACUUCUGAUGAAGGCAUAGCAAUGACCAAAGAGAACGUUUGUCUGACUCGAAAACGGCCUUGUUUUAUGAUCACAGCUAUCUUGAAUAUCAAUAAACUGACAUCAAUUGCUUUUUCUUUCUCCUGCAGUUAUUUUUAAAACAAGACCUCACCUUCAAGAAGUGCUUGUGUGAAAGGUGGCGGUACGCCAGUCUGAAGUAUGAGAUGGAUUUAUUCAGACAGCACUCGGACAUCUUAAACGGAAACCCCCAGGAGGGGACUGGAGAGGGUUGUAUUAUUUAAAAAGAAAAGCAGUCUGUGUUAGUAACAACAUUUUAGGUGCUUUUCA
Gymnodraco acuticeps is the source of this 3038-nucleotide messenger RNA. RefSeq names its product SRSF protein kinase 3-like. Lineage: Eukaryota; Metazoa; Chordata; Actinopteri; Perciformes; Bathydraconidae. Gene Ontology annotation, molecular function: protein kinase activity; ATP binding. The transcript is spliced from 15 exons. Bases 328 to 2109 code for a protein of 593 amino acids. Gene Ontology annotation, biological process: spliceosomal complex assembly; regulation of mRNA processing; protein phosphorylation. The record is from RefSeq and is a predicted model, not a curated record.